CUCAGUCCGCAUCCUCGAGACGAGCUCGCGGAGCCGCGCAUGGAAGAAAAGUCCUACCCUCCAGCUCCAGCAGUCAACAUGACGCAGUUUUAGGAGAACUUUGUUUUUCUUUUGUGGGAAUCUUCUCAGUCCAGGACAUUCACUUCUACAGAGACUUUCUUUCACUUUCACAGAGUUUUACCAGUUUGUCCCGAGCCGCCGCGCACCGGUCUGAUGCCCGCCGGGAUGUUCAGCAUAGACAGCAUCCUGUCCGGCCGGCCGAGCUGCAAGGAGCCGCUGCUGCUGCACCGGAGCGGCCCGGUGGUUCUCUCCGCCGGCCUCACGGACUCUAUCUACACCGACUACAACGGACUGUACUCCGCUGCAUGCGGGCCUUCUCCCCCCGGUGUUCCGUCUGUGAACGGGACCAGGAUAGGAUAUAACGGCUACUACUACGGACAGCUGCACGUCCAGGGCGCCGGAGGAGCGCCGCCAUGCUGCGGCUCUGUGGCCGGCCUCAGCCCGCAGCAGUGCCCCUGCAUCCCGGCAGGCUACGACAGCCCGGGCUCGGUGCUGAUCUCCCCGGUGCCGCACCAGAUGAUGUCCUACAUGAACAUGGGCAGCCUGUCGCGCACCGAGCUGCAGCUCCUCAACCAGCUGCACUGCCGCCGCAAGCGGAGGCACCGCACCAUCUUCACCGACGAGCAGCUCGAGGCUCUGGAGGGCCUCUUCCAGGAGACCAAGUACCCGGAUGUCGGCACCCGGGAGCAGCUGGCCCGCAAGGUCCACCUCCGAGAGGAGAAGGUCGAGGUUUGGUUCAAAAACAGACGCGCGAAAUGGAGGAGGCAGAAAAGGUCUUCAUCAGAGGAAUCAGAGAACUCUCAGAAAUGGAACAAAGCGGCCAAAACCUCCGCGGAGAAAACCGAGGAGGCAAAAAGCGAAGUGGACUCGGACAGCUGAUAAUAAAAGCGACCUGACGCCGCGGCCUCGUGUGUGUGAAAGCGACCUGACGCCGCGGCCACGUGUGUGUAUGUGCGUGUGUGUGUGUAUGUGUGUGAGAAAGCGACCGGACGCCGCGGGCAAGUAGGCCUGUGUGUGUUAGUGUAAAAGCGACCUGACGCCGCGGCCACGCGUGUGUGUGUGUGUGUGUGUAGGUGUGUGUGUGUGUGUGUGUGUGUGUGUGUGUGUGUGUCAUGAAACGUGUUGCCAUGUUGCACAGUUGUACAUAUCUUACAUUUUAUUAUUGAUCCUGUGUGUCCGCUAUUUAUAUUUAAUUUAAAAGUUGUUUGUUAAUGUUACGCGCACGCCAGGUGACGUGAUGACGCUCGGAGGGGAUUGACUGCCAUGUCGGAAUAUAUCGUAGCCCUAAUGUUAAUAUGUGUGUGACAUUUCUGUGGAUGUUAAAUGUUGUAAUUCUGGUAACCCCCGUCCCCGUCCCACUGUAACAAUGCCCAAAUCCAGCCAGAAACACGCGGAGACCGGAACACAUCCAGAGGCUGCAGAGCCGGCAUCGCCACAGCUUUUGUGAAAAAUACGCCGACGUUUAUGUAAUUAUAUUUUGCAAACCUACGUAAAAGGAC
This is a messenger RNA of Perca flavescens (yellow perch), 1559 nucleotides long. It is a transcript of the gene gsc, whose product is annotated as goosecoid. Gene Ontology annotation, molecular function: DNA-binding transcription factor activity, RNA polymerase II-specific; RNA polymerase II cis-regulatory region sequence-specific DNA binding. Lineage: Eukaryota; Metazoa; Chordata; Actinopteri; Perciformes; Percidae. The coding region runs from base 214 to 939 and encodes 241 amino acids. Gene Ontology annotation, biological process: regulation of transcription by RNA polymerase II. Gene Ontology annotation, cellular component: nucleus. The record is from RefSeq and is a predicted model, not a curated record. The transcript is spliced from 3 exons.